Molecule: messenger RNA, 591 nt
Organism: Camelina sativa (false flax)
Lineage: Eukaryota; Viridiplantae; Streptophyta; Magnoliopsida; Brassicales; Brassicaceae
Source: RefSeq, a predicted model, not a curated record
AUGAACUGGGAGAUAAAGCAAAUGGAUGUGAAAAAUGCUUUUUUACAUGGUGACCUUAAUGAAACAGUCUACAUGAAGCAGCCAGCUGGAUUUAUUGACAAAAACCAUCCGGAUCAUGUUUGCUUAGUGGCUAUGUCAACAUGUGCGUUAGUCAACAUCUUAGCAGGACGACUGCAGUAUUUGACAUUAACAAGACCAGACCUGCAGUUUGCCAUUAACUUUGUAUGCCAAAAGAUGCAUGCUCCCUCAAUAUCUGAUUUCAAUCUUCUCAAAAGGAUCCUUCGAUACAUCAAGGGCACAACUACUAUGGGAGUCUCGUUUUACAGAAACACAUGUUACAAGCUGCACGCAUAUAGUGACAAUGAUUACUCCGGUUGUCCCUCGACUAGCCGCUCCACGGGCAGAUUUUGCACUUUCCUUGGACACAAUCUGAUCUCUUGGUCAUCCAAGAAGCAGCAAACUGUCUCUAAAAGCUCCAGUGAAACUGAAUACAGAGCCAUGUCUGAAGCGGCAUCUGAAAUCACUUGGAUCGUCAACCUGCUUCAUGACUUUGGGGACUCAAUAGCAUACAACACCGGAACUCUACUGUGA